AUGGACAGUGCACCAUAUGAUAAAGUACAAAUAAAUAAAAGCCCUAAUAUGGCAAGCCUCAAAAUAGAUAUGUUUCUAAGGAUAAAUAAUGUGACAAAAGAAGAAAUUAAGAGUGAUAUCCUGCUUACUCAUCUCACCGAUGAAACCUACCGCUUAGUACGUAACUUAGCGUACCCUAAAACGGUGGAAUCGUUAACUUAUAACGAGCUAGUUCAAAUACUCAACAGCCAUUUCAAACCAAAGCAGUGCUCCUUCGUAGAUAAGGCCAACUUUUUUGGAGCGACUAGAAGUCCAGGAGAAUCACUGGGAGACUGGGCGGCGCGAUUAAGAGGACUAGCAAGCUAUUGCGAAUUCGGCGACGCCCUGGAAACGAAUCUGAGAGAUCGUUUUGUCCUAGGCCUGGGCUCUGGCCCGGAACGCGACAAGCUGUUCGAGCAGAACCCGACAACACUUACGCUAACUAAGGCGAUUGAAAUAGGGGAACAAGCUGCUUGCGCAAGAGAGGUAAAGGUGAUGCUGAAUACGAGCGAUUUUGGGCUCAUCAAGGAAGAGCCUGUGUAUCGUGCAAAAAUUCACCAGUUCGCUCGGGGAAGCGGAGGUGACGGCAGUGGCAAUGACAGUGUCGGCGCUAGGACAUCGCGACGCGAAACUGGCUCCUGUUCAGUUUGCGGUGAUACUGUUUGGGCUCGGUGGUACAGUGCCCGGAAAGAAACUUGGGAGUUAGGUAAAAUUAAAGAGAAGGUCGGUAGUAAAAUGUACAAAAUAUUUAUUAUAAAAUAUGAAGCAACAUGCAUUAGACAUAUAGAUCAGCUGUUAAAAUUUACGGGCAACGAUAAUUCAUUAAAAAUUAAUAACACUGAUAAUGUUGAGAGUCGCAAUUUUCAGUCGUUACCCUUGUCACCGUCUAUGCCCGUUAAUGCUCCUUUAUCCGAACCUUCUGUAGGCAAUCCUCGGUCAUCGACCAUAGUAGAGCAACCCGUUAAUACUGACGCAAUAGACCAUGAUAAUGGGGAAGAAUCGGGCGAUUAUUCGGCACAGGACAGCGUGGGAGACUCAACAGAGAUUCCGGAAGCGUCAGAUUCGCCUGAAGCUUCCGAAAACGGAGUCAAACAGCCUCAGAGCGAUUCUGUCCGCUCCAAUGACGUACCACCAGCGCAGGCACCGACACCCGCUCGUCAACUGCGCCCCCGGAAGAGGAUAGAUUAUAAGAAAUAUUUUUAA
Molecule: messenger RNA, 1221 nt
Organism: Parnassius apollo (apollo)
Lineage: Eukaryota; Metazoa; Arthropoda; Insecta; Lepidoptera; Papilionidae
Source: the annotation of a GenBank genome assembly